Messenger RNA from Colletotrichum phormii, 4635 nucleotides. RefSeq lists its product as uncharacterized. Lineage: Eukaryota; Fungi; Ascomycota; Sordariomycetes; Glomerellales; Glomerellaceae. The transcript has 3 exons. The record is from RefSeq and is a predicted model, not a curated record. Bases 1 to 4635 code for a protein of 1544 amino acids.
AUGACAGCUGUGACAGAGAAGUCCAAGAUGGUCGUCGUUGCGACGACCGAGAAGAACCCCGCCGACGAUGAAGUCAGUCAAAUAUGGCUCGAAGUACAGAACAUGGUCAUCCGCAUGGCAGGAGGAGACCCAUCCAAGAUCGACAAGCAGCUUGAUAUUGAUGGAGUUAUGCGGUACUUGGAACAGACUCAGGCAGCAGAUCAGAAAGCGGCCGACAAACACGGUACCGUCAAGAAAGCAUUCAACAGGACUUUGAAUUGCAUCUCCAAAGUUGGAGGUAUCAUUGCUGAUGGCGCUUCAUAUGCCUUCGCACCGGCAAACACCUGUUUCAAUGCUCUCACGUUUGUGAUUGGGGCAUGGCAGUCAUACUCGGCGGUUUUCGAGAGCCUCGCGGAACUGCUUGAGAAGUGUGCCCAGUUUCUUGAGCGUCUGCCAUACUAUGAUCGCAUGGAUGCGUCUCUGAGAAAGGUGGCCUGCUGUCAACUCAAACUGUUCAUCGACGUUUGCGAUCGCACUCUUCAGCUUAAGCCGAAGAGACGCAAGAUCGAGAUGUUCUUCCGCCAACUUUUCUUAGACGACGACUUCAUCAAGGACCUACUAGGCCAGAUGGAAAACUUGACCGCCAGGGAGCAUAGACUCGUUUCUGCUCAGUCACUCAAGGCUGGUCAAGACGCUGCCAAAGCCUCAAAAGAGAGUGUAACCAAACUUGACACUCUCAUUGAGAGCAGUAUGGCGCAGAAGCAAGACAAGUUGGAUCAGCAUUUCAAUAGCAAGGUCCAAGAAGUUUUCUUCGGCAAAAACGCUAAAGACUUCGACACAUGGGACGCCGCGUUGCGGAAGAACAAGAGCUUGCUAAUCAACGGCACCGGGGAAUGGCUGGACGAGGAUGCCCUGUUCACCUCGUGGAUGAUGGGCAGCAGCGAAGCGAGUCCGAUUCUCGGGAUUGAGGGCGGUGAAGGCUCUGGUAAAACGCUCCUGGCAACUCAUAUCAUAAGUCGACUGCAGAAACACAGGCUGUCGAACAACUCGAAGACCAGAUCGGCGGUUGCAUACUACUUUCUCGAGGAAGAUUCUAAGGACAACUCCAAGGCCACAUUCAAGAAAAAGCGUGUCGCCGAAGUGGUGUCCAAAAGUCUUCUGUGGCAGUUGGCUCAGAUGGAGCUUCCGUACCUCAAGUCUAUCGCUGGCAUCUGCGACAAGGUUAACACCGAGGAUCCAUCGGAUAUCUGGAACCAACUAUUGCUGGAGAACGAAGACCGCUCCGGCAUUGAGAGCACGUUCUUCAUCGUUAUGGACGGACUCGGCGACAAUAUCAAUGGGCUCGCUGGUCUUUUGCAGAGAAUUUCAGCAGACACACCUCGUCUGCGCACACGUGUGAUUAUAACGGGGAACCAGCAUACGUUUGACAUGCUCGAGGAAGCGGGAGACAUGAGGAUCACCAGAAUGAAACUCGGCAUGCGGAACUCCAUUGACAUUGAGCUAUACAUCAUAGCCAGAAUGGACGCAAUGGAAAAUCUGAAAGACGUCAGCCGAGCUGGAGUUGCCGAGAUUAGAACAAUGAUACUAGGAAGGCUCACAUUUGCGACCUCCGGCGACUACUACAUUACUAAUUCUACUCUGAGCGCCAUCGAGGGCGUCGACUCUUUGUCCGAGAUUGAACAAUGCUUAGACCAAGUCGGCAGCGCUAGGCCGAAGCAGAUUCUUGCAGACAUCAAGAAACUCAAUCUGACACUCAAGCCGGCCGAAAUUGAUGAGGUCAACGAAGUCAUUCUAUGGACCAAGUGGGCAAUAAGAUGGAUGUCGCCACUUCAAUUAGAAGCUGCCAUAAGGCUGAACACAAAUUUGGAGUCAUCCAGCCAGGCUUCUCUUCGAUCUCUGGAAUCCAAGAUCCGGGAGAAGUACCCCCUGCUCUUCCGAAUUGACGAAAGCCGGAACAUCCACUUUAGUGCGGAAGAGAUGAGAGAGAUUAUACCCAUGAAGAGCUAUCGACCGAACACCACAGACCAUGGGAGCGAUGAGCAGAUUUCACCGGCGGAAAUUAAAAUCGUCAAACAUUACCUCUCAACGGUCUGCCCAGCAGAUGUCUACGACAAAUUCGGCUUCGAAGACUUUUUCGCGCAAAAGUUGGAACGCAAGACCAAGUAUAUUUGCCAAGAUGACGACAAUGCUAACAUCGUCCUAUCCAUAAGGUGCAUGCGUAGUAUCUUGGAUGAGGAGAUCAACAAGACACCUGGCGCGAUCAAGUUUCUUUUUUACGCAGUAGAGUACCUUUUCUGGCACCUGGACAACACAGACCUCUCUCGAGCUGAUCGCGAUCUCAAAGCACAAGCGGGAGAGCUUUUGGCUCGUGUCUUCGCAGAGGAAUCUGCAAUCAAAGCCCUCAUUUCAAGAGACUACGGCCCUGAAAAUGACGCCGCGUACGUGAUAGACAUUGACUUCAUGCCUUUCAACUGGAAGAGCUGGGUUUUCACAAACAAUGGCGCGGAUCUUAUUAACAGAUGGUCCAACGACUCAAUGGUGACGUCGAAGCUUCCCGAACAACAAGACGGCCCGAAGUCACUUGCCAAAUUUCAUGGCAUCAAUGGGCCUAGCUGGUAUGAGACGGCCGCUAGAAUUACUGUCAAGGAGUUUCUCAACGACAAAAAUUACGGAAAUGCCAUGGCAGAUGCGUUUUCACUUCUUUUCGGGCUGAUCAAGCGGUUGGAGCAAAAUGAGCUUCAUCCCGCAGCUACCACAAGAGACGAAAUUGAUGACGAAGAAUUUUGGAGACCAACUAUGGCCACAGUCGAAGUGGUCGAGACAUGGGCAAAGAAGCAGCUCGGCAUCAAAGAAGACGACGCCCACUGGGAGGCUCAAAUGGCGAGAUUACUCUGGUAUCUGGAGCGACCAGAGAAUGGCAUCACAAAGGAAGACUGCGAGAAGAGGGCACGCAGAGCGGUCGAACUCAGCCCUGACGAUUGGUUUGCUUCUUACAAUCUGACCCGAUCAUUAGAAGAAGAUCGCGAUGCCGAGGCAAUUGCGAUUCUUGAGCCCAUUGUUGAGAAACUAUCGAAAGGUGCGUAUGGCACACUCGAUGAGCAAGAGGACGAGUCGUUUGGAUCAGUACUUGAAUCACUGGGCCAUCGCUACUGGCUCCUACCCGACAAAUCCGGCACAAAAAAGGCAUUCGAUCUCUAUAUCCAGUCCCUGGACCAUUCUCAGGCUGGGGGCUGGACCCACCACAACAUCAUUGCUGAAAAGCUUGGUCGACACAGAGAAUGGAGCUUAAUCAUCAAGUAUCUCGAAAAACUCCACUCGUUUGACGUGGCUGGCAUGAACUUGGCCAGUAGAGUCCUCUACGAAGGAACAAUCGACAAAACCCGGGAGUUUUGGUACGCGAUAUGGAAUGCAUGCUACCGCACUAACCGCUGGGACUUGCUCGCAGAGAUUUGGAGGGGUAUCAAUAAAAAGUCUAGCGACCAGGAACGAGACCCAUACUGGAUCUACUGCACAAACAUGUGGUAUGCCAUCGGCUUGAUUCGUCGACCUGGACAUGAGGAUGAAGGCAUGAUGAUGUUGGAAGGUAUCUUCAGGGAGAACUCUAUGAAUGAACAAGUCUCAUUCCUGCAAUUCGACCUUGCUUCCAAUCUUCUGGUCACCUACAAUAACAGGGCUUUCGCCGAAAGUGCCUCUGCCGAUACCAGAAACAUCUACGUCACCAAGACAGAGAGCUUGCUGAAGGGCUUUGAUGACAGCUGUGCGAUACCUGAUCACUGCCUGCUUCAAUUAGCCCGAUUCUUCACCCAAAAUGAAGAGCGAGACCGCGCCAGGGACUUUGCUGCGAGCUUCACAGCUCAGAGGCUCGAAAUGUUGUCCGACGAAGACGUCAGCAAUGAUUAUGAUUCGUUCCGCGAUCUAGCUCUCUUGUUCAUCGCAUUCAAUGAUGAGGCCAGCAUAGUGGCAUGCUGGGAGAUGAUGGCUGUGUCAAGACUAGCUGAGCAAGAAGAGUAUGAGCGCAAGAUGGAAGAAUGGCGCAAGCAAGAGGAGCGACAGUGUCGUCUUGAGGAUGCAGCCGCUGCGGAGAGAGAUGCCAGCAAGAAGACCGAAGCGCAGACGACCGACCAGACGAUCGAAAGUCCGAAAGAAGAGAGCCCGAAAGAACAGAGCCCGAAAGAACAGAGCCCGAAACACAGCACGGAAGAGACGGCAGGGGAGGGAGAAGUGAAAGACAUCAACGAAGGAACAGCAAAGGGGCCUUUGGAGGAAUUGAAGGAGGCCGAAACUAAGCCAUGGCUCGAUUUGCCGGAGCUUCCCGAGAACUCGAUCUUCAUCUGCUCAGAGCAAUGCGGGUUCAAGACCAAUAUUCCAACCGGGAUCUGGUUCUGCACAACUUGCAUCAUUGGCCCUGGCCUUUGCGAUUCAUGUUACGCCGACAUCGAGACCAACGGGGUCAAGGGCAUUACAUGCGGCAAAGACCACAAGUUUUUCCAGAUGCCUCCGUGCAGUGAAGCCUCAAUCGAAGAGAUCCCGGUUGGUCACAUCAGGGUCGACGGCGAGCUUGUCGCAUUGGAAGCGUGGAAAGAAAUAGUGAGUGCCAAGUACGGGCCCUCUGUGGAAGACGUAGUCGAGACAGGUGAGAAGAAGGAAGGGUUUUAG